AAUAACUGUCAUUUUGCAGAAAGAGACGAAAGCAGGAGGGGGGCAGCGUUCUGAAAUGCCGACUUGCGGGCGUGUGUGACAUUUUGAUGUAGAGUGUCUUUGAUGAUUUUCGUCAUGUAUUGAUUUAAUACAUAGAUAUUUCCGAAAAAAGAAGAUGGAUGUCGCAGUGAUAGAAGUCCUUCAACAAGCGGGUAGUCAGGAUCCCACUAUUUUGAAACCAGCUGAACAAACUCUAAAACAAUGGGAAACUGAAAGGGGAUUCUACACUGCGUUAUAUAAUGUGUUUUCUAAUCAUUCCUUGAGUAUCAAUAUUAGAUGGAUGGCUAUUUUAUGUUUCAAAAAUGGUGUUGAUAAAUAUUGGAGAAAAAAUGCUCCAAAUGGAAUUGCAGAUGACAAAAAGGAAUUUCUUAGACAACGUUUAAUAGUAAACUUUGAAGAACCUGUAAAUCAGUUAGCUAUCCAAUUGGCAGCUCUCAUUGCUAAAAUUGCAAGAUAUGAUUGGCCUAGAGAAUGGCGCUCAUUAAUUCCAACCUUAUUGGAUGUUAUAAGAGGACAAAAUCCUUUGGCCCAGCAUCGGGCACUGUUAAUAUUACAUCAUGUUGUUAAGUGUUUAGCCUCUAAACGUUUAGUUCCUGGCAGACGACUCUUCCAAGAAUUAACCAGUAGUGUGUUCAGUUUUAUUCUGAAUGUGUGGAAUACUUACACAGAAUCUUUUCUUAUAAUGGCAUCAAAUGGGGCAGACACAAAUCAGAUACAGGAAGCUUUGGAAAAAGCGUUACUUCUAUUGAGAAUUCUUAGAACACUUAUUGUAAAUGGGUUUAAUAAGCCUUCAGAAUCCCAUGAUGCUAUGUCAUUCUUGGAAAUUGUUUUUGAACGUGCAAGAACUUGUCUUGAAUGUCGAAAGACAUUAAUUUCAAGAGGUAUACAGAUGGAAGUAUGCGAUAAAUUUAUAAUUCAUUUAACUAAAGUAUUAAUAGGAGUAUUAGAAAUGCAUCCAUUUUGCUAUGUAGAACUAAUACCAACAUCAUUAGAAUUUUCUGUUUUUUAUUGUUUCACUGAAGCUGGUCAAGCCCUAGCUUUUGAAAGAUUUGUUAUACAGUGUUUAAAUUUAAUGAAAGGCAUUUUAUUAUCUACAUACUAUAAACCAGCUAAAGUUCUCAAAGAUACGAAAAAUCCUUUAACGUUGAGAGCAAAUCAAUUGAGACAAGAAUUUUUUACACCUGAAACAUUAGCAGAAAUUUGUUCAAGGCUGGUAACACAUUAUUUUCUUUUAACACCUGCUGAAUUGGAAUUAUGGGAUACAGAUCCAGAAAGUUUUGUUGUCGAUGAUGGCGGUGAAUCAUGGAAAUAUAGCUUAAGGCCUUGUACGGAGUGUCUGUUUGUAGUAAUUUUCCAUCAUUUUGGAGAAGUUCUUGUACCAGUUUUAGUUGAAUUAAUGCAAAGACAUCAUCAACCAGUUGACCCGAAUAAUUUGCAUGCUAUUCUAGUAAAAGAUGCAGUAUAUAAUGCAGUUGGUUUGGCUGCAUUUGAUUUAUACGAUGAGGUAAAUUUUGAUCAAUGGUUUUCAACUACCUUAAAAGAAGAGUUGAAAAUUCGAAGUAACAAUUAUAGAAUUAUUAGAAGACGAGUAUGUUGGCUUAUUGGGCGCUGGACAACUGUUAAGUUAAGUACAGAGUUAAGACCAGAAUUAUACAAACUUAUGGUUGAAGUUUUGAGUCCUGAAGAAGAUCUGGGUGUUCGCUUAGCAGCAAGCGAUGCUUUAAAACUUGCGAUAGAUGAUUUUCAAUUUAAUCCGGAAGAAUUCUCGCCAUAUUUAGAACCAGCAUUCUCUUUAUUAUUUUCGCUCCUAAAAGAAGUAAAAGAAUGUGAUACCAAGAUGUAUGUGUUAUACGUGUUAUCAUUUAUGAUUGAACAUGCUGGUAGUGAAAUAAACCCACUUGUUGGAGCCCUCAGUUCAUAUUUGCCAGCACUUUGGCAAGAAUGUGAAGAACAUAAUAUGCUAAGAUGUGCUAUAAUUUCAACACUUGUACAUCUGGAAAAGGCUUUAGGUUCUGAAAGCGUCCUUAUAGAACCACAAGUAGUAGGUGUUAUUGCAUUAAGUUGUGACGUCAAUCAAAAUUGUCACGUUUAUUUGUUAGAAGAUGGCUUGCGAUUACGGUCAGCUUUACUGCAAAAUGCAGCUGCACCAACAUUGGCUAUAACGGAACUGACUAAAAAUUUGCCUGCUGUAUUAGAAAAAUCAUUUGAACAUUUAAAAUUAUGUUUGUAUAUAGUUCAAGCAUAUGUAAUAUUAAGUCCCCAAGAAUUUUUAAGUCAAAGAGGAGCGAUUAUAAUCGAAACACUUAGGCCACUUUUAGGAGAUUUGAACUCGGAAGGAGUUGUAAUGAUAAUGACAGUGUUUGAAAUGUGUUUAUGUGCUUCACCUCGGCAAAGUGCAAAACUUAUUAAACCUGUUUUGAUAACUAUAUUUGAGAAGAUGGAUGUCGCAGUGAUAGAAGUCCUUCAACAAGCGGGUAGUCAGGAUCCCACUAUUUUGAAACCAGCUGAACAAACUCUAAAACAAUGGGAAACUGAAAGGGGAUUCUACACUGCGUUAUAUAAUGUGUUUUCUAAUCAUUCCUUGAGUAUCAAUAUUAGAUGGAUGGCUAUUUUAUGUUUCAAAAAUGGUGUUGAUAAAUAUUGGAGAAAAAAUGCUCCAAAUGGAAUUGCAGAUGACAAAAAGGAAUUUCUUAGACAACGUUUAAUAGUAAACUUUGAAGAACCUGUAAAUCAGUUAGCUAUCCAAUUGGCAGCUCUCAUUGCUAAAAUUGCAAGAUAUGAUUGGCCUAGAGAAUGGCGCUCAUUAAUUCCAACCUUAUUGGAUGUUAUAAGAGGACAAAAUCCUUUGGCCCAGCAUCGGGCACUGUUAAUAUUACAUCAUGUUGUUAAGUGUUUAGCCUCUAAACGUUUAGUUCCUGGCAGACGACUCUUCCAAGAAUUAACCAGUAGUGUGUUCAGUUUUAUUCUGAAUGUGUGGAAUACUUACACAGAAUCUUUUCUUAUAAUGGCAUCAAAUGGGGCAGACACAAAUCAGAUACAGGAAGCUUUGGAAAAAGCGUUACUUCUAUUGAGAAUUCUUAGAACACUUAUUGUAAAUGGGUUUAAUAAGCCUUCAGAAUCCCAUGAUGCUAUGUCAUUCUUGGAAAUUGUUUUUGAACGUGCAAGAACUUGUCUUGAAUGUCGAAAGACAUUAAUUUCAAGAGGUAUACAGAUGGAAGUAUGCGAUAAAUUUAUAAUUCAUUUAACUAAAGUAUUAAUAGGAGUAUUAGAAAUGCAUCCAUUUUGCUAUGUAGAACUAAUACCAACAUCAUUAGAAUUUUCUGUUUUUUAUUGUUUCACUGAAGCUGGUCAAGCCCUAGCUUUUGAAAGAUUUGUUAUACAGUGUUUAAAUUUAAUGAAAGGCAUUUUAUUAUCUACAUACUAUAAACCAGCUAAAGUUCUCAAAGAUACGAAAAAUCCUUUAACGUUGAGAGCAAAUCAAUUGAGACAAGAAUUUUUUACACCUGAAACAUUAGCAGAAAUUUGUUCAAGGCUGGUAACACAUUAUUUUCUUUUAACACCUGCUGAAUUGGAAUUAUGGGAUACAGAUCCAGAAAGUUUUGUUGUCGAUGAUGGCGGUGAAUCAUGGAAAUAUAGCUUAAGGCCUUGUACGGAGUGUCUGUUUGUAGUAAUUUUCCAUCAUUUUGGAGAAGUUCUUGUACCAGUUUUAGUUGAAUUAAUGCAAAGACAUCAUCAACCAGUUGACCCGAAUAAUUUGCAUGCUAUUCUAGUAAAAGAUGCAGUAUAUAAUGCAGUUGGUUUGGCUGCAUUUGAUUUAUACGAUGAGGUAAAUUUUGAUCAAUGGUUUUCAACUACCUUAAAAGAAGAGUUGAAAAUUCGAAGUAACAAUUAUAGAAUUAUUAGAAGACGAGUAUGUUGGCUUAUUGGGCGCUGGACAACUGUUAAGUUAAGUACAGAGUUAAGACCAGAAUUAUACAAACUUAUGGUUGAAGUUUUGAGUCCUGAAGAAGAUCUGGGUGUUCGCUUAGCAGCAAGCGAUGCUUUAAAACUUGCGAUAGAUGAUUUUCAAUUUAAUCCGGAAGAAUUCUCGCCAUAUUUAGAACCAGCAUUCUCUUUAUUAUUUUCGCUCCUAAAAGAAGUAAAAGAAUGUGAUACCAAGAUGUAUGUGUUAUACGUGUUAUCAUUUAUGAUUGAACAUGCUGGUAGUGAAAUAAACCCACUUGUUGGAGCCCUCAGUUCAUAUUUGCCAGCACUUUGGCAAGAAUGUGAAGAACAUAAUAUGCUAAGAUGUGCUAUAAUUUCAACACUUGUACAUCUGGAAAAGGCUUUAGGUUCUGAAAGCGUCCUUAUAGAACCACAAGUAGUAGGUGUUAUUGCAUUAAGUUGUGACGUCAAUCAAAAUUGUCACGUUUAUUUGUUAGAAGAUGGCUUGCGAUUACGGUCAGCUUUACUGCAAAAUGCAGCUGCACCAACAUUGGCUAUAACGGAACUGACUAAAAAUUUGCCUGCUGUAUUAGAAAAAUCAUUUGAACAUUUAAAAUUAUGUUUGUAUAUAGUUCAAGCAUAUGUAAUAUUAAGUCCCCAAGAAUUUUUAAGUCAAAGAGGAGCGAUUAUAAUCGAAACACUUAGGCCACUUUUAGGAGAUUUGAACUCGGAAGGAGUUGUAAUGAUAAUGACAGUGUUUGAAAUGUGUUUAUGUGCUUCACCUCGGCAAAGUGCAAAACUUAUUAAACCUGUUUUGAUAACUAUAUUUGAGAAGAUGGAUGUCGCAGUGAUAGAAGUCCUUCAACAAGCGGGUAGUCAGGAUCCCACUAUUUUGAAACCAGCUGAACAAACUCUAAAACAAUGGGAAACUGAAAGGGGAUUCUACACUGCGUUAUAUAAUGUGUUUUCUAAUCAUUCCUUGAGUAUCAAUAUUAGAUGGAUGGCUAUUUUAUGUUUCAAAAAUGGUGUUGAUAAAUAUUGGAGAAAAAAUGCUCCAAAUGGAAUUGCAGAUGACAAAAAGGAAUUUCUUAGACAACGUUUAAUAGUAAACUUUGAAGAACCUGUAAAUCAGUUAGCUAUCCAAUUGGCAGCUCUCAUUGCUAAAAUUGCAAGAUAUGAUUGGCCUAGAGAAUGGCGCUCAUUAAUUCCAACCUUAUUGGAUGUUAUAAGAGAACAAAAUCCUUUGGCCCAGCAUCGGGCACUGUUAAUAUUACAUCAUGUUGUUAAGUGUUUAGCCUCUAAACGUUUAGUUCCUGGCAGACGACUCUUCCAAGAAUUAACCAGUAGUGUGUUCAGUUUUAUUCUGAAUGUGUGGAAUACUUACACAGAAUCUUUUCUUAUAAUGGCAUCAAAUGGGGCAGACACAAAUCAGAUACAGGAAGCUUUGGAAAAAGCGUUACUUCUAUUGAGAAUUCUUAGAACACUUAUUGUAAAUGGGUUUAAUAAGCCUUCAGAAUCCCAUGAUGCUAUGUCAUUCUUGGAAAUUGUUUUUGAACGUGCAAGAACUUGUCUUGAAUGUCGAAAGACAUUAAUUUCAAGAGGUAUACAGAUGGAAGUAUGCGAUAAAUUUAUAAUUCAUUUAACUAAAGUAUUAAUAGGAGUAUUAGAAAUGCAUCCAUUUUGCUAUGUAGAACUAAUACCAACAUCAUUAGAAUUUUCUGUUUUUUAUUGUUUCACUGAAGCUGGUCAAGCCCUAGCUUUUGAAAGAUUUGUUAUACAGUGUUUAAAUUUAAUGAAAGGCAUUUUAUUAUCUACAUACUAUAAACCAGCUAAAGUUCUCAAAGAUACGAAAAAUCCUUUAACGUUGAGAGCAAAUCAAUUGAGACAAGAAUUUUUUACACCUGAAACAUUAGCAGAAAUUUGUUCAAGGCUGGUAACACAUUAUUUUCUUUUAACACCUGCUGAAUUGGAAUUAUGGGAUACAGAUCCAGAAAGUUUUGUUGUCGAUGAUGGCGGUGAAUCAUGGAAAUAUAGCUUAAGGCCUUGUACGGAGUGUCUGUUUGUAGUAAUUUUCCAUCAUUUUGGAGAAGUUCUUGUACCAGUUUUAGUUGAAUUAAUGCAAAGACAUCAUCAACCAGUUGACCCGAAUAAUUUGCAUGCUAUUCUAGUAAAAGAUGCAGUAUAUAAUGCAGUUGGUUUGGCUGCAUUUGAUUUAUACGAUGAGGUAAAUUUUGAUCAAUGGUUUUCAACUACCUUAAAAGAAGAGUUGAAAAUUCGAAGUAACAAUUAUAGAAUUAUUAGAAGACGAGUAUGUUGGCUUAUUGGGCGCUGGACAACUGUUAAGUUAAGUACAGAGUUAAGACCAGAAUUAUACAAACUUAUGGUUGAAGUUUUGAGUCCUGAAGAAGAUCUGGGUGUUCGCUUAGCAGCAAGCGAUGCUUUAAAACUUGCGAUAGAUGAUUUUCAAUUUAAUCCGGAAGAAUUCUCGCCAUAUUUAGAACCAGCAUUCUCUUUAUUAUUUUCGCUCCUAAAAGAAGUAAAAGAAUGUGAUACCAAGAUGUAUGUGUUAUACGUGUUAUCAUUUAUGAUUGAACAUGCUGGUAGUGAAAUAAACCCACUUGUUGGAGCCCUCAGUUCAUAUUUGCCAGCACUUUGGCAAGAAUGUGAAGAACAUAAUAUGCUAAGAUGUGCUAUAAUUUCAACACUUGUACAUCUGGAAAAGGCUUUAGGUUCUGAAAGCGUCCUUAUAGAACCACAAGUAGUAGGUGUUAUUGCAUUAAGUUGUGACGUCAAUCAAAAUUGUCACGUUUAUUUGUUAGAAGAUGGCUUGCGAUUACGGUCAGCUUUACUGCAAAAUGCAGCUGCACCAACAUUGGCUAUAACGGAACUGACUAAAAAUUUGCCUGCUGUAUUAGAAAAAUCAUUUGAACAUUUAAAAUUAUGUUUGUAUAUAGUUCAAGCAUAUGUAAUAUUAAGUCCCCAAGAAUUUUUAAGUCAAAGAGGAGCGAUUAUAAUCGAAACACUUAGGCCACUUUUAGGAGAUUUGAACUCGGAAGGAGUUGUAAUGAUAAUGACAGUGUUUGAAAUGUGUUUAUGUGCUUCACCUCGGCAAAGUGCAAAACUUAUUAAACCUGUUUUGAUAACUAUAUUUGAGAAGAUGGAUGUCGCAGUGAUAGAAGUCCUUCAACAAGCGGGUAGUCAGGAUCCCACUAUUUUGAAACCAGCUGAACAAACUCUAAAACAAUGGGAAACUGAAAGGGGAUUCUACACUGCGUUAUAUAAUGUGUUUUCUAAUCAUUCCUUGAGUAUCAAUAUUAGAUGGAUGGCUAUUUUAUGUUUCAAAAAUGGUGUUGAUAAAUAUUGGAGAAAAAAUGCUCCAAAUGGAAUUGCAGAUGACAAAAAGGAAUUUCUUAGACAACGUUUAAUAGUAAACUUUGAAGAACCUGUAAAUCAGUUAGCUAUCCAAUUGGCAGCUCUCAUUGCUAAAAUUGCAAGAUAUGAUUGGCCUAGAGAAUGGCGCUCAUUAAUUCCAACCUUAUUGGAUGUUAUAAGAGGACAAAAUCCUUUGGCCCAGCAUCGGGCACUGUUAAUAUUACAUCAUGUUGUUAAGUGUUUAGCCUCUAAACGUUUAGUUCCUGGCAGACGACUCUUCCAAGAAUUAACCAGUAGUGUGUUCAGUUUUAUUCUGAAUGUGUGGAAUACUUACACAGAAUCUUUUCUUAUAAUGGCAUCAAAUGGGGCAGACACAAAUCAGAUACAGGAAGCUUUGGAAAAAGCGUUACUUCUAUUGAGAAUUCUUAGAACACUUAUUGUAAAUGGGUUUAAUAAGCCUUCAGAAUCCCAUGAUGCUAUGUCAUUCUUGGAAAUUGUUUUUGAACGUGCAAGAACUUGUCUUGAAUGUCGAAAGACAUUAAUUUCAAGAGGUAUACAGAUGGAAGUAUGCGAUAAAUUUAUAAUUCAUUUAACUAAAGUAUUAAUAGGAGUAUUAGAAAUGCAUCCAUUUUGCUAUGUAGAACUAAUACCAACAUCAUUAGAAUUUUCUGUUUUUUAUUGUUUCACUGAAGCUGGUCAAGCCCUAGCUUUUGAAAGAUUUGUUAUACAGUGUUUAAAUUUAAUGAAAGGCAUUUUAUUAUCUACAUACUAUAAACCAGCUAAAGUUCUCAAAGAUACGAAAAAUCCUUUAACGUUGAGAGCAAAUCAAUUGAGACAAGAAUUUUUUACACCUGAAACAUUAGCAGAAAUUUGUUCAAGGCUGGUAACACAUUAUUUUCUUUUAACACCUGCUGAAUUGGAAUUAUGGGAUACAGAUCCAGAAAGUUUUGUUGUCGAUGAUGGCGGUGAAUCAUGGAAAUAUAGCUUAAGGCCUUGUACGGAGUGUCUGUUUGUAGUAAUUUUCCAUCAUUUUGGAGAAGUUCUUGUACCAGUUUUAGUUGAAUUAAUGCAAAGACAUCAUCAACCAGUUGACCCGAAUAAUUUGCAUGCUAUUCUAGUAAAAGAUGCAGUAUAUAAUGCAGUUGGUUUGGCUGCAUUUGAUUUAUACGAUGAGGUAAAUUUUGAUCAAUGGUUUUCAACUACCUUAAAAGAAGAGUUGAAAAUUCGAAGUAACAAUUAUAGAAUUAUUAGAAGACGAGUAUGUUGGCUUAUUGGGCGCUGGACAACUGUUAAGUUAAGUACAGAGUUAAGACCAGAAUUAUACAAACUUAUGGUUGAAGUUUUGAGUCCUGAAGAAGAUCUGGGUGUUCGCUUAGCAGCAAGCGAUGCUUUAAAACUUGCGAUAGAUGAUUUUCAAUUUAAUCCGGAAGAAUUCUCGCCAUAUUUAGAACCAGCAUUCUCUUUAUUAUUUUCGCUCCUAAAAGAAGUAAAAGAAUGUGAUACCAAGAUGUAUGUGUUAUACGUGUUAUCAUUUAUGAUUGAACAUGCUGGUAGUGAAAUAAACCCACUUGUUGGAGCCCUCAGUUCAUAUUUGCCAGCACUUUGGCAAGAAUGUGAAGAACAUAAUAUGCUAAGAUGUGCUAUAAUUUCAACACUUGUACAUCUGGAAAAGGCUUUAGGUUCUGAAAGCGUCCUUAUAGAACCACAAGUAGUAGGUGUUAUUGCAUUAAGUUGUGACGUCAAUCAAAAUUGUCACGUUUAUUUGUUAGAAGAUGGCUUGCGAUUACGGUCAGCUUUACUGCAAAAUGCAGCUGCACCAACAUUGGCUAUAACGGAACUGACUAAAAAUUUGCCUGCUGUAUUAGAAAAAUCAUUUGAACAUUUAAAAUUAUGUUUGUAUAUAGUUCAAGCAUAUGUAAUAUUAAGUCCCCAAGAAUUUUUAAGUCAAAGAGGAGCGAUUAUAAUCGAAACACUUAGGCCACUUUUAGGAGAUUUGAACUCGGAAGGAGUUGUAAUGAUAAUGACAGUGUUUGAAAUGUGUUUAUGUGCUUCACCUCGGCAAAGUGCAAAACUUAUUAAACCUGUUUUGAUAACUAUAUUUGAGAAGAUGGAUGUCGCAGUGAUAGAAGUCCUUCAACAAGCGGGUAGUCAGGAUCCCACUAUUUUGAAACCAGCUGAACAAACUCUAAAACAAUGGGAAACUGAAAGGGGAUUCUACACUGCGUUAUAUAAUGUGUUUUCUAAUCAUUCCUUGAGUAUCAAUAUUAGAUGGAUGGCUAUUUUAUGUUUCAAAAAUGGUGUUGAUAAAUAUUGGAGAAAAAAUGCUCCAAAUGGAAUUGCAGAUGACAAAAAGGAAUUUCUUAGACAACGUUUAAUAGUAAACUUUGAAGAACCUGUAAAUCAGUUAGCUAUCCAAUUGGCAGCUCUCAUUGCUAAAAUUGCAAGAUAUGAUUGGCCUAGAGAAUGGCGCUCAUUAAUUCCAACCUUAUUGGAUGUUAUAAGAGGACAAAAUCCUUUGGCCCAGCAUCGGGCACUGUUAAUAUUACAUCAUGUUGUUAAGUGUUUAGCCUCUAAACGUUUAGUUCCUGGCAGACGACUCUUCCAAGAAUUAACCAGUAGUGUGUUCAGUUUUAUUCUGAAUGUGUGGAAUACUUACACAGAAUCUUUUCUUAUAAUGGCAUCAAAUGGGGCAGACACAAAUCAGAUACAGGAAGCUUUGGAAAAAGCGUUACUUCUAUUGAGAAUUCUUAGAACACUUAUUGUAAAUGGGUUUAAUAAGCCUUCAGAAUCCCAUGAUGCUAUGUCAUUCUUGGAAAUUGUUUUUGAACGUGCAAGAACUUGUCUUGAAUGUCGAAAGACAUUAAUUUCAAGAGGUAUACAGAUGGAAGUAUGCGAUAAAUUUAUAAUUCAUUUAACUAAAGUAUUAAUAGGAGUAUUAGAAAUGCAUCCAUUUUGCUAUGUAGAACUAAUACCAACAUCAUUAGAAUUUUCUGUUUUUUAUUGUUUCACUGAAGCUGGUCAAGCCCUAGCUUUUGAAAGAUUUGUUAUACAGUGUUUAAAUUUAAUGAAAGGCAUUUUAUUAUCUACAUACUAUAAACCAGCUAAAGUUCUCAAAGAUACGAAAAAUCCUUUAACGUUGAGAGCAAAUCAAUUGAGACAAGAAUUUUUUACACCUGAAACAUUAGCAGAAAUUUGUUCAAGGCUGGUAACACAUUAUUUUCUUUUAACACCUGCUGAAUUGGAAUUAUGGGAUACAGAUCCAGAAAGUUUUGUUGUCGAUGAUGGCGGUGAAUCAUGGAAAUAUAGCUUAAGGCCUUGUACGGAGUGUCUGUUUGUAGUAAUUUUCCAUCAUUUUGGAGAAGUUCUUGUACCAGUUUUAGUUGAAUUAAUGCAAAGACAUCAUCAACCAGUUGACCCGAAUAAUUUGCAUGCUAUUCUAGUAAAAGAUGCAGUAUAUAAUGCAGUUGGUUUGGCUGCAUUUGAUUUAUACGAUGAGGUAAAUUUUGAUCAAUGGUUUUCAACUACCUUAAAAGAAGAGUUGAAAAUUCGAAGUAACAAUUAUAGAAUUAUUAGAAGACGAGUAUGUUGGCUUAUUGGGCGCUGGACAACUGUUAAGUUAAGUACAGAGUUAAGACCAGAAUUAUACAAACUUAUGGUUGAAGUUUUGAGUCCUGAAGAAGAUCUGGGUGUUCGCUUAGCAGCAAGCGAUGCUUUAAAACUUGCGAUAGAUGAUUUUCAAUUUAAUCCGGAAGAAUUCUCGCCAUAUUUAGAACCAGCAUUCUCUUUAUUAUUUUCGCUCCUAAAAGAAGUAAAAGAAUGUGAUACCAAGAUGUAUGUGUUAUACGUGUUAUCAUUUAUGAUUGAACGUGCUGGUAGUGAAAUAAACCCACUUGUUGGAGCCCUCAGUUCAUAUUUGCCAGCACUUUGGCAAGAAUGUGAAGAACAUAAUAUGCUAAGAUGUGCUAUAAUUUCAACACUUGUACAUCUGGAAAAGGCUUUAGGUUCUGAAAGCGUCCUUAUAGAACCACAAGUAGUAGGUGUUAUUGCAUUAAGUUGUGACGUCAAUCAAAAUUGUCACGUUUAUUUGUUAGAAGAUGGCUUGCGAUUACGGUCAGCUUUACUGCAAAAUGCAGCUGCACCAACAUUGGCUAUAACGGAACUGACUAAAAAUUUGCCUGCUGUAUUAGAAAAAUCAUUUGAACAUUUAAAAUUAUGUUUGUAUAUAGUUCAAGCAUAUGUAAUAUUAAUUCCCCAAGAAUUUUUAAGUCAAAGAGGAGCGAUUAUAAUCGAAACACUUAGGUCACUUUUAGGAGAUUUGAACUCGGAAGGAGUUGUAAUGAUAAUGACAGUGUUUGAAAUGUGUUUAUGUGCUUCACCUCGGCAAAGUGCAAAACUUAUUAAACCUGUUUUGAUAACUAUAUUUGAAUAAAGAUGCUCGGAGAGACCUACGAGAGGAACAAGAUCCAUGAGUCCAGGAUUGGCGCUGAUGACGGCUGCAAGCUGAAGGAGGAACUGGAGGCGAUUCGCAAGAAGGCCCAAGAGGAGUGGCAGAAGGAAUGGAACAGCUACAAAAAGGAGAAUGUCACGAAGAAAUUAAUACCGAGUGCGCUG
Messenger RNA from Bombus terrestris (buff-tailed bumblebee), 11946 nucleotides. RefSeq lists its product as uncharacterized. Gene Ontology annotation, cellular component: cytosol; nuclear envelope. The transcript has 67 exons. The record is from RefSeq and is a predicted model, not a curated record. The coding region runs from base 155 to 11764 and encodes 3869 amino acids. Gene Ontology annotation, biological process: protein import into nucleus. Gene Ontology annotation, molecular function: small GTPase binding. Lineage: Eukaryota; Metazoa; Arthropoda; Insecta; Hymenoptera; Apidae.